ACCUUACAAGACAAGAAGAACUGCUGCACUCUGUACAGUACAGCAGAUAGACAAACAACUUGCAACUAUGGUCUGUUUUCCUGCCAGGGAAUCACUUGUGGAAUGUUUUGUUUUAGGAACCAAAUAGAUUGACUACUUUUGAGUAUUGCUUUGGGUAGGUUAUGUAAAAUGUAAUUUCUUGAAACACUUCAGACAGCAAAAUGUCUCAAGCCUAUCCUGGAGAGAAGACACAUGUAUGGCAUUGGAAUCAGUUCAUUCAGAAGGAAGACAAACAUGAUCUGUGCUAAAAACUGCGACAUCAGCUUUCAUCAAAUAAGCCAAGAUAUUUUCAGAAAACAGAGCCUUAUGCUUCCCCAUACUCUCAGGAAGUUCCUUUCUUGAGUAAUAAGAGGGCAUUAACUACGAAGAGUUUCCUAUUUUGGUGCUAUUUCAGAGUGACUUACUUCCACUUUCUGAAGCUAAACCCUCUCAGAGAAAACUCACAGGCAAAAUGAUAACCUCCACACGAUGGGUUCUGAUUCUGGAAUUUACCUGGCUAUCAUAUUGUGCUGGUAACCAAUGUACAGUGAGUGUAAGACAACCUCAAUCCUUGGAAGGUUUUACCGAAUCCAGCAACAUUACUAUAUUGUGCACCUUUUCUGCCCAGAAAUGCCCCAUGUCAUCCCUUAAUAUUCUAUGGUUUCGGUAUCUUGCAAAAACCCACGAGGAUCUGUGUACUCCUGAGUGUAAAAACAGAGACAAAUUCGAAGUGCUUCGCCCAGCAGAUAAUCACACUUUGCUUCAAAUUAACAUGCUCAGUGCUGAUGACAGUGGAAUUUAUUAUUGUGGGAUAGCAUUUCCAGAUUCCAAAGCACCUACCUCCAAGACCACAGGGGAAGGAACACUGCUAGUGAUCAGAGAAACUAAGAUAUACAGCAAAGGAGCUAUCAACAUCAUGGUGACCAUAUCACUGCUGCUGUUCUUAUACAUCACUGCAAUUUUGGCAAUUUUGAAGUUCUUCUCUAAGCCAAAAUUCAAGAAAUCUGAAAACGAAGACCUGAGAGGGAAGCAAAAUGUUCAUGCUAAAGAGACCAGAGAUGCUUGUCAAGCAAUUGCAAAGGAGAUCUAUAAAAAGAAGAAAAGAAAGCAGUGGCCUGGGCAUCUGGCUAACUUCGGCAAAAGACAUGUACCAUCCUAGUUACUUUUUUAUUUCAUGAGUCCCACAGCUGAGCAUGUGAUUCAGAUGCUCAACAUCUGCAAGAAAAAUAUCUCUAUGAAGACUGCCACUUACCAGCAAAGUAUUUUGCACAGGGACUAAGUAGAAUUGUUCGCCCUUUGUUAACAUCUGUCCAUGUUUGUUUAUUUUCACUUGGGUUGUUUGCCUUUCAUUUAAUUGUAGUUAUCCUUUUGAUUUAUUCAUUUUACUUGAUGUGUAUUCACACUGGAUGAAACUAGUAUGUAAGAGUUUUGUAUUUUGAUAAAACUAAACGAAACAGGACUUUUUAAAAAAGAACAUUUAUGUGCACACAUGAUAUUUAAAAAACUGAAAAAUCA
Molecule: messenger RNA, 1533 nt
Organism: Anolis carolinensis (green anole)
Lineage: Eukaryota; Metazoa; Chordata; Lepidosauria; Squamata; Anolidae
Gene: igsf6
Product: immunoglobulin superfamily member 6
Exons: 6
Coding region: 491-1177 (228 amino acids)
Source: RefSeq, a predicted model, not a curated record